Messenger RNA from Manihot esculenta (cassava), 1541 nucleotides. RefSeq names its product 2-oxoglutarate-Fe(II) type oxidoreductase hxnY. The record is from RefSeq and is a predicted model, not a curated record. The transcript is spliced from 11 exons. The coding region runs from base 136 to 1116 and encodes 326 amino acids. Lineage: Eukaryota; Viridiplantae; Streptophyta; Magnoliopsida; Malpighiales; Euphorbiaceae.
GAUUCAGAUUACCGCAAACAAAAAUGGAGGUGGAGCGAAAUUGAAUAUCCAGUGUUGAAACGGAGGGUAACCAAACUUCCCACUUCCCACUUCAAAUGUCAUAAAAGAACUAGACUAGAGAGUCAAAAUAGAAACAUGGCGGAAGCGGAAGCUGCUAAACUCCCAAUCAUCGACCUCUGCUCAUCCGAUAGCAUAUCCACGGCCAAUUCCAUCCGUCAGGCCUGUGUUGAUUAUGGAUUCUUUUACCUUGUAAAUCAUGGAGUGGAGGAAGAAUUACUCGCUCGAGUUUUUGAAGAGUCUCGGAAAUUCUUCUCUCUCCCUUUAGCUGCUAAGAUGAAUUUGCUUCGCAAGGAAAACAGAGGUUAUGCUCCAUUUUACGCUGAGAAUCUCGAUCCUUCUUCCCGUUCUAAAGGUGACUCAAAGGAAAGCUUCCAUAUUGGUCCUUUAGAAAAGAGUUGCCUCAACCAGUGGCCCUCACAAGAACUUCUCCCAUCUUGGAGACCCACCAUGGAGUCUUACUAUUGCAAAGUUCUAUGCUACCUCAGGUCUGCUGGAAAAAGACUAAUCUCUUUGAUUGCUCUGGCUUUGAACUUGGAUAAAGAUUACUUUGAGAAAAUAGGAGCCUUGGAUAAACCAGAAAGCUUUCUUCGCGUCUUACAUUAUCCAGCAGAAACUUUUGUCAUAUCAGGUGAACUGGGGAAUUCUGAGGAAGAAAUAUUUGGUGCUUCAGCACAUUCAGAUUAUGGAAUGAUCACUCUUCUGGUGACUGACGGCGUGCCCGGACUUCAGGCAUAUGUCUAUUCUACCCCUGUUUGUCGGGAGAAAUUCAAUGAACCACGGACCUGGGAAAAUGUGAUCCAUAGGAAUGGGGCCUUCAUAGUUAACAUUGGGGACAUGAUGGAGAGGUGGACUAAUUGUUUGUUUCGGUCCACACUACACAGAGUGAUGCCAACAGGACAAGAACGCUACUCAUUGGCAUUCUUCUUAGAGCCUAAUGUAGAAUGCAUUGUGCAAUGUUUGGAGAGUUGUUGCAGUGAGUCAAGUCCGCCGAGAUUUGCUCCGAUUCGCAGUGGGGAUUACCUGAAAGAACGAUUUAGGCUUACUUACGGCUCAUAGAAUGGAGGCUGUGCACAAAAACUGCUAGAUGAUCUGAGGAUUCGUAGCUUUGCAUUUUCAGCAAUCUCCAGCUAUCGAGGGAUGCUGAAAUUCUGAAUACUUUUUACUGAAGCAAGUUACAAUAAUUUAAGUUUGCUGGUUAAUAUUAGAAGAAAAAAAAAAAAGAAAAAACAAACCUGUAUCAACUAAUUGCUUCCUUUUUAUUUUUAAUCUUAUUACACCUCACAAACGUCGAUGAGCCUUUACUUCAGUGGUGGAAGAAGCCUCAAAAGGUUGAGUUCGUCAACAGUUACCGGCGAAUUACUAUGUAAUUUCUGUCAGAUGCGAAAAUUUAUUAUUUGUCUCAGUUUUAAAAACUAUUUGACAAUGCUUAGUUGGAAUGUGAUGACAAAAUGAUUGAAGGUAUUUAUUUUUUAUUUUUUCAA